CUAACCGCUUCUCUUCAGAUUUUGAGGUCAGAAAGCCUGAGAAAGAUCUCUUUUUGCAGGUCUAAAUGGGGUUUCGUGAAAUCGUUUUGGUUCUAGCAGUCACGUUCAUGAUAGCAUUGCCAAGUGCUAAUGGCAAAGGUGGCGGUGGAUGGAUUAAUGCUCAUGCUACCUUCUAUGGUGGUGGUGAUGCUUCUGGUACAAUGGGUGGAGCAUGUGGGUAUGGAAAUUUGUAUAGCCAAGGAUAUGGUACAAACACAGCUGCACUGAGUACCGCAUUGUUUAACAAUGGGCUUACCUGUGGAGCUUGUUUUCAGAUCAAAUGUGUGAAUGAUAAAAGAUGGUGUCUACCAGGUCACAUCGUUGUCACAGCUACAAACUUCUGCCCUCCAAAUCCCGCACAAUCAAACACCGAUGGAGGAUGGUGUAACCCUCCCCUGCAGCACUUUGACCUUGCCCAACCGGUUUUCCUGAAAAUUGGUCAAUACAAAGCUGGAAUAAUACCAGUUCAAUAUAGAAGGGUGGCUUGCAAGAAGAAAGGUGGAGUGAGGUUCACAAUCAAUGGACACUCAUAUUUCAACCUAGUCCUAUUGACCAAUGUUGGUGGUGCUGGUGACGUUGUCGCGGUUUCUAUCAAGGGCUCUAGAAGCAACACAUGGCAAGCAAUGUCUCGUAACUGGGGUCAAAACUGGCAAAGUGGUGCCUACCUUGAUGGUCAAGUACUAUCAUUCAAAGUAACAACAAGCGAUGGCAGAACAGUCAUUUCAAAUAAUGUGACUCCUCCUAACUGGUCUUUUGGACAGACGUAUACCGGCAUACAGUUCUAGUUCCUUCCACUCCAAUCUCCUAACUUCAAUGUUUUCUUUUUAUGUCUUUUCAAUCACUAAUAGUAACUCUAAUGUAACAUAGUCAUAUAUGGGAUAAACCAAAUACAUGGGCGCAUUUUGAACGACCCAUGAAAUUGGUACCUAAACUAAACUCGAGGAAAUCCAACAGUUGUUUCCUAAGAUUCCUCGAGUCUUUUUAGACGACGCCCCUAAAGAGCCCCCAAAAGGGUUGGUGUCUUGGUGUGGCAGUGUCGUUUUAUAAUUAUAAGCGAUAGUAAAAGUCAAUAUAUACUCAAAGUUAGUUACAUGCACUCCUUUUGGGAGAUGCAAAGAUAAGUAGACAGUAUAUGUCAAAGAUUCCUCAAUGUAUGUUUUGUUACUUAUAAUGAGAACAAAUUCUAGAUUUGUUCA
Erigeron canadensis is the source of this 1235-nucleotide messenger RNA. RefSeq names its product expansin-A10-like. Bases 66 to 824 code for a protein of 252 amino acids. The transcript has 3 exons. NCBI's taxonomy places the organism in Eukaryota, Viridiplantae, Streptophyta, Magnoliopsida, Asterales, Asteraceae. Gene Ontology annotation, biological process: plant-type cell wall organization. Gene Ontology annotation, cellular component: extracellular region. The record is from RefSeq and is a predicted model, not a curated record.